AUGACUUUGUAUAAUAAUUACAAUACUAACGAUGGAGUGAUCGAUAACAACAACGACAGCAACAACAACAGUGGCAGAAACGGUAUCGAAUUUACGACAGUUGCCGCGGCGGGCAAUUCAACGCGACCAUCAUGUUCCAGUAUUAGUGUCAUGGUUGAAAGUGGUUUGAAAUGGAAAACGAAUGUGGUACCAGGUUGUACCACUUCUUCAGCUGUUACGUUACCCAGACGGGAUUUCCAUUUCAAGAAUAGCUAG
Acanthocheilonema viteae is the source of this 255-nucleotide messenger RNA. The record is from the annotation of a GenBank genome assembly. Lineage: Eukaryota; Metazoa; Nematoda; Chromadorea; Rhabditida; Onchocercidae.